UACCAACCAUAUUGUGCUAUUGUUGUAUCAUCAAACAUAACCUACAGGAAUGUUCAUAAGUUUAAAGGGACCCUGCAGUUAUCAAAAUAUGCAAUAGUGGAGCGAAGUAGAAAUUCUAGUAAUAUCUAGUAUCGAAAUGACAAGAUGGCACGUCAGCAGCAAAACGAUGUCGAUGAGUUAUUCGACGUAAAAAAUCAUUUUUAUAUCGGUAAUUAUCAACAAUGUAUCAACGAAGCACAAAAAAUCAAACCCUCUUCUCCGGAAGUGGCAAUGGAACGCGAUGUAUUUUUAUAUCGUGCUUACAUAGCACAAAGGAAGUUCCGUGUUGUUUUAGAUGAAAUUAAUAAUUCAUCACCACCAGAAUUACAACCAUUGAAAACUUUAGCAGAUUAUUUUGCUAAUCCAUCACGUAGAGAAACAAUCAUUGCAGAAUUAGAUCAAGCUGCAAAUCACACUAAUUUAGAUAAUCAUAAUUUUAUGAUCGUUGCUGCUACUAUAUAUUAUCACGAAAAGAAUUUAGAAUCAGCACUACGAGUACUUCGUAACGUUGAUCAUUUGGAAUGUUUAGCAUUAACAUUACAAAUUUAUUUGAAAAUGGAUCGGUUGGAUCUAGCAAGGAAAGAACUUAAAACAAUGCAAGAGAAAGAUGAUGAUGCUACGUUAACGCAGUUAGCUCAAGCGUGGUUAAACAUAAGUAGUGGAGGAGAUAAGUUACAGGAUGCUUAUUAUAUAUUUCAGGAAAUGAUCGAUAAGCAUUCCAGUACAAGUAUGUUGUUAAAUGGCCAAGCUACUUGUUUUAUCGGUCAAGCAAAGUACGAAGAAGCUGAAACUGCUUUACAAGAAUCGCUUGAUAAAGAUAGUAAUAAUCCUGACACCUUGAUCAAUAUGAUUGUCCUUUCACAACACAUGGGAAAACCACCAGAAGUUGCAAAUCGUUAUUUAAGUCAACUAAAGGAUUCUCAUUUGGAACAUCCGUUUGUUCAAGAGUAUCUGCAAAAAGAAAUUGAAUUUCAAAGACUUAGAAAACAAUAUUCAUCAUCUGCCUAAAUUAAAAUGCAUUCAGACUUUGGCAUUCCAUGGAUCGAGUAAAAUACAAGUAUUAAUGAGAAUAUUGAAUCAGUUUUUGAAUAGAGCGUACUACAGAAUGUAGACAAUAUUUAUGGGACAAAAAGCGUAUGAGAUUUUGUCAUGAGGCUUGAUUGAAUGAUAGUAAAGCAGUUUGCUCUUAAGCAAGAAUAUUCUGUUUUUAUAUAAAUUUCUAUGACAUUAUCAAAGAAAUAAACGUACAUGUCCAGAAAUUUUU
Molecule: messenger RNA, 1303 nt
Organism: Polistes canadensis
Lineage: Eukaryota; Metazoa; Arthropoda; Insecta; Hymenoptera; Vespidae
Gene: epsilonCOP
Product: coatomer subunit epsilon
Exons: 4
Coding region: 145-1047 (300 amino acids)
Biological process (GO): retrograde vesicle-mediated transport, Golgi to endoplasmic reticulum; intra-Golgi vesicle-mediated transport; endoplasmic reticulum to Golgi vesicle-mediated transport
Cellular component (GO): COPI vesicle coat
Molecular function (GO): structural molecule activity; protein binding
Source: RefSeq, a predicted model, not a curated record